Messenger RNA from Hypomesus transpacificus, 1838 nucleotides. RefSeq names its product butyrophilin subfamily 3 member A1-like. The record is from RefSeq and is a predicted model, not a curated record. The transcript is spliced from 11 exons. Lineage: Eukaryota; Metazoa; Chordata; Actinopteri; Osmeriformes; Osmeridae. Bases 380 to 1633 code for a protein of 417 amino acids. Gene Ontology annotation, molecular function: protein binding.
GGAAGGCUCUAUGGGGAGAAGGAAGCAGAAGGGGAUAGCUUUCUCAGGGCUUUUAUCCUCUCUGCAGCCACAUCAAGUGAACCUACGUAAUAAAACGGAGACAUAAUGCUUUCAGUUGUCAUAUUUAGACAUUGCUAUUAUUGCAGAUAAGAGUUAUGCACUUAGACUAGCAAGAGCAGCAGCUAAUCAGCAACUUCAAAUUUGAACAGUGGGCGGGGACUGUGUGGCUUCUAGGCUGUUACUAGAACAACAAGUUUGUACUGUUCUAUUUGAAGAGAACUGCAACUAACCAACUGUCAGUACAGACCGAAACAAGAACCAAGCUCUGCUGAAACAUGAAACUUUUUUUCUGUUUUUUUGUAACAUAUUCAGGCUGAGGAUGGCUCCUCAAACAGCUGAGAGGGUUUGUGGUAGUUAUGGCAGCUUUGGAAGUCCCUUCAAAAAGUCCAAGGAAAGAACCAGUUGUUCACAACCCUUUACUAAACCAAACAUGAAGUUGACGGAACGUCUCAAGAGAAAAGUCCUCAUGAUUUUGGGAUACCAGGAGAAAGAAGAUUUUACCUUUGAUGAGUCUAAACUUAUCAUAAGAGGUUUAUCAGAUGAACUUAACAAGAUUCUUCAGAUUAGAGACUCAUCACUGCUGACCAGAGUCUGUGAAGAUGGAUCUAGUGUGGAGGAGAGACAAUGCUGUAUCCUGCACUGGGCUGAUGAAGUAAAGCACUCACUGUCACCAGAACAGAUGAAGGAGGAACAUAAUCAGACCACAUCUGAUCACAUGCCAGAUGAGGAACUCAGACUUAAGGAAGCCAGGAAGGUGCUGUCUGACUGGGCCUGGAGCCUCAACACCAGGGAGAAGGAUAAGCUGUGUCUGGGGGAUGAUGUGUGUUCAGUGCUGCAGGACCUGGAGAGACAGUGGAAGAAAGGAAACCUUCCCAGCAUGCUCCCUGUCAUGGACUUCCUCAUCUGGAGUUUGCUGCAGGAGCAUACAAAUGAGGGCUGCAUUUCCAAGCAGUGGCUCACAACCAAGCAGAGGUUUGGGAGCAGAGUGGCUCUGAAUCACAUUCCUGACUCUGUUUGGGACUGGAUUUCUAAAGCAUCAGAUGACAUCACACUCGAUCCAGAUACAGCAAAUCCAAGCCUCAAAGUGUCCAGGGACAGGAAAAGGGUUAAGAUGGACACCAUCAUAGAGAGUCAACACAACCCGUGGGAUGGAUACAGCAGGACUCUGAGUCAGUACGAUGGGUGGUGGUGUGUUCAGGGAGCACAGGGCUUUACCUCAGGCAGACAUUACUGGGAGGUGGAGGUCAGAGGGAAGAAUGAGUGGAGGAUAGGAGUGGUCAGAGAGUCUGCACCUCGACAUGGGUUUGUUGACCUCAACACAACAGCUGGUUACUGGACCCUCCGCCUGCAGCUUGGUCAGCUGAUGGCCAUGACCUCACCGGUCACUAAGCUGGAGCGCUCUGCACCCUCCAGGUUAGGGGUGUUCCUGGAUAUGGAGGAAGGGCAGGUCUCCUUUUAUGAUGCUCAGCAGAAACGGCACAUCUACACCUUUGAUGCUGACUUUGGUGACGCAGGGAAGAUUUACCCGGUGUUUGGUACCUUUGAGACAGACAGGGAGAUAAAGAUUCUGUAAAAUUGUAAUGAUAAAAAAGAUAUAUAAAAGAAUAUGGCCUUCAGGUAGUUGUGGUUAGAUGUUGUAAAUACUGUCCAAUGUUUGUCACUGUCACAGCUCAUAUGAACUAGCAUGUAUGUAUACACAGAAUAAUAACAUUCUUACUUGCAAGAAGGCACUGAAUGAUAUUAAGACAAAUUCAUAAUAAACAACAUGAUUUACCGUA